AUGGCAAACAAUGACCGAGUGGGAAGCAUUGCAUCAUUUAAACCAUUAACCUUUGUAGAUUUUUGGGUGCUGAAUUCAGAAUUCGAGUUGCGGAAAGCUCAACUACGUGAGCAAACUGAAACACUCAGGUGA
Molecule: messenger RNA, 132 nt
Organism: Strongylus vulgaris
Lineage: Eukaryota; Metazoa; Nematoda; Chromadorea; Rhabditida; Strongylidae
Source: the annotation of a GenBank genome assembly